UUUCACUCAAUUUUAUUACAUUUGAUCUUUUUCUGAUUAAUAUUUUGCUUCGAAUUGGAGUGCUCGUAAUCGACAAGUGUUGACGGUUAAUUACAUUUAUUUUGUAAUGGUUUUAACGAUAAAUAUUCAUUCUUCAUCAACAAUGAUUUAUUCAAAGAGACUAUGGACGGUGGCGGUUACUCUGGUGAUGAUGAUUUGGGUGGUAGAACAUCACAGCCGACAAUUUCAUCAAAAAAGCUACAACAAACUCAAGCAAAAGUUAAUGAAGUUGUUGAUAUUAUGAAAGUAAAUGUUGAAAAAGUAUUAGAAAGAGAUCAGAAAUUGUCAGAACUUGAUAACCGUGCUGACGCUUUGCAACAGGGGGCAGCACAAUUUGAGCAACAAGCUGGAAAAUUAAAAAGAAAAUAUUGGUGGAAAAACUUAAAAAUGAUGAUUAUUAUUGGGAUCAUUUGUACUAUUAUUUUGAUCAUAAUUAUAGCAUCUGUAAUUCCAAGUUCUGAAGCAUCUCCAACACCACCACCCAAAGGAAAUUAAGAAGGAAAUGUUAUUUUAUUCAUCAAUCAAAUCUCAUUUAUAAUUUAGAAAGUAAAAGAAAUCAAACGAAUUCAUUUUUAAUUGAACGAGUAUAAAAAGUGAUGCAUAUAUGUAUUUAAAAAUAUUAUCUUGAAGUCAAGAAAUGAAUCUACUAGUGUCUAGAAGUAAAUUGGGGAAAAAGGAGUAUUUCAUGGAAUUAAAAGAUUAUGAUCAUAAAAAUGUCCAAGCACAAGUAAUUAUUUAAUGUAAAAUGGAGCGUGUUUAAUGGUAUUUUUACAUUUUAUUGUUAUACGUCAAUCAUUUAAUAAUGAUUU
Chelonus insularis is the source of this 848-nucleotide messenger RNA. RefSeq names its product vesicle-associated membrane protein 2-like (gene Syb). Gene Ontology annotation, biological process: vesicle fusion; vesicle-mediated transport. The coding region runs from base 163 to 534 and encodes 123 amino acids. The transcript has 3 exons. Gene Ontology annotation, molecular function: SNAP receptor activity; syntaxin binding. Gene Ontology annotation, cellular component: SNARE complex; plasma membrane. The record is from RefSeq and is a predicted model, not a curated record. Lineage: Eukaryota; Metazoa; Arthropoda; Insecta; Hymenoptera; Braconidae.